Messenger RNA from Trametes versicolor FP-101664 SS1, 294 nucleotides. RefSeq lists its product as uncharacterized. Gene Ontology annotation, biological process: small GTPase-mediated signal transduction. The transcript has 3 exons. The annotation marks the transcript as partial. Gene Ontology annotation, molecular function: GTP binding; GTPase activity. The record is from RefSeq and is a predicted model, not a curated record. Lineage: Eukaryota; Fungi; Basidiomycota; Agaricomycetes; Polyporales; Polyporaceae.
AUGUCCGAAAUUCGCAGGAAGCUCGUCAUCGUCGGUGAUGGUGCUUGCGGAAAGACCUGUCUUUUGAUCGUCUUCUCCAAGGGAACCUUCCCCGAGGUUUACGUCCCCACCGUCUUCGAGAACUACGUCGCCGAUGUAGAGGUCGAUGGCAAGCACGUCGAGCUCGCCCUCUGGGAUACCGCCGGCCAGGAGGACUACGAUCGUCUCCGCCCCCUGUCCUACCCCGACUCCCACGUCAUCCUCAUCUGCUUCGCCGUGGACUCGCCCGAUUCGCUUGACAACGUACAGGAGAAG